AUGACCUGCACUCUUUGUGGGACGGCCCCUGGAGCUACCUCUCCAGAAGGGCGUUCCUCCUAUUCCGUAGGGUCAUCCUUGAUGGUCAUGGGCUUUCUGAACCGGACCAUUCCCGUGUCGACUGAAAAUGGUGCUCGGUCGUCCAAUCAACAACAGCUUACCUGUCAAGAAAUCAAUGAUAUGCUGGGCGAGGAUCCUUUGAUAGUCAAUGAUGGCGAUGAUGGGUCACAAGAAUGUGCGGAUCAACGAAGUGCAUUGAUGAAUCAACAGGACAUCUAUCUAGAUUUACCCUCUUACUGUGGUUGUCCUAACUCACCAGCGCCUCGCACCUGCGACUUUUCCUGUGCCUACGGUGAUUCCAAUGCCAUGAAUGAAGAUUUGGUGGUGGACAAGUUGGAAGACGGAACCAAACUGACCUGCGGAGACAUUUUGUCGGCCGUUCCCCACAUUGUCGACUUUAAUGUCUGUCAAGAUUACCAACAGUAUCAAUCUCUCUGCUGUUUCAACUUUGAGGCAUCGUGUCAUCUCUGUCCCGCAUCCUCGUCCACCGCAACACCAAAAAUGGAGCAUUCCGAAAAGAUCAUUCCGAGUUUGCAAAGAACUUGUGGGUUGGUGGACCAGUAUUUUGGAACUGUUUUGAGCGUCGAUAGCAACGAUGAAGCGACGGAAGAAUGCAAUCGUUAUCGGGAUGCUGAACGUGAAAACGCCAUUGUUGAUUUGGAAUCUUACUGUGGUUGCGAGAAUGCAGUGGCACCCAAUACUUGUAAUUUUUGUGCAGUGGAGGACAUGGUCAAUCCAAACUUUGUCUUGAGGGACAUGCAUAGCGGCGCCAUCGACAAAUUGAAUUCCUGGGGCAUUGCGGGAAACUCCAUGACUUGUCGUGCGAUUGCGGAAUUGGCACCCAUUGUGACCGAUGAUGACUUUUGUCAAGACUUGCAGUACUUUCAACCAAUCUGUUGCCCCACCGAUUUCCUGCCCACCUGCACCCUAUGCUUGUCGGUAGCCCAGAAUGGACCAACCUUGACCAGGCCAGAUGCCAUUGUUCCGGGUCGCAAGAAGGAAACCUGCGCCCAAGUCGAUCAGUACUACUUUCAUUUGAUUCAAGGAGAUGCAACGGCAUGCAAUAUCCAACGUAAUGGACUCAACAAAGAAAUGGAUCUUUUAGCCUAUUGCGGAUGUCCUGGAGAAGAACCACCCAAUCAGUGUACUACUAAUUUUUGCGAGUCGGACGAUUUGAUUGACGAAGAACUGGUCAUUGGAAUGGGCAACGAGGCCAGAACCUGUGGACACCUAGCCGAGAUUGCGCCGUUUAUCACCAACCGAACCUUGUGCGACUGGUUGGAAUUUGCCAAACCCCAGUGUUGCCAAGCCAAAACGUUGGGAUCCCCAUGCUCGGUCUGUCCCAAUCAAAAUCAAGUGGGUCGACCCAACAGUGUCGUCGAGCACCAAACGGGAACAACUUGUCAAAAACUGGAUCAAACACUUCAACAACUGCCCAGCGACGAUAUUUGUACUCAAGUCAAGAGGGAUUGGGAUUUUGAUUUGGAGUCCUUUUGUGGCUGUGAGGGUGACGGAGCAGGUUCUCCAGUAUCCCCGCCAGGCAAGUGCGAAUUGUGUGGACGAGGAGAGGUAUUGCGAAAUAAUGGUAUGGCCCUUCCGGACAAGCCGUCAUGGACGUGUGAAAUGGGGCAGCAGCAGGCUCCCUUUGUGAAUAGCAAGAUGAUUUGCGAAACAGGGAUCAAUACCGAUGCGAACAGAGAGCUUUGUUGCGAGCCAGAAAACGAUCCUAAUGAUUCGGAUCGAAGCAUUGAUGGAGCCAUAGAAGAAGCAGGUCUUUCUGACAUCUUGCUCUGGGCUGCAAUAGCUGCGGAAAUCCUGCUUGUUUUGGUAUUAUUGCUAAUGCGAAGACGAGAGUUCAUCACCGUCCGAAAUGCUCCCCCCAAUUUCGAUCCUGAUAACAUACCAGAAACGGCCGCGCUGGUAUAA
This is a messenger RNA of Cylindrotheca closterium, 1986 nucleotides long. NCBI's taxonomy places the organism in Eukaryota, Bacillariophyta, Bacillariophyceae, Bacillariales, Bacillariaceae. The record is from the annotation of a GenBank genome assembly.